AUGACGGAAAAGUUGAUUCAUUCUGAUGAAAGUUCUAGGACAAUAUAUUGGGAUGAUAAGGAUUUGCUCAUAAUGUCAUGUGAAAAAAAUGCUUGGUCUCCAAAGGCAAGAAGGUUUAGUAAUGAAUCUGAAGAUUCGAUAUCUGUUAAUUUUGAUUUGGGAAAUAAAUAUCCUCAAGCUAAGAAAUUUUAUUUCUUUGGUGUAUAUGAUGGGCAUGGAGUGCAAGAUGCUCACAAGAUUUCAAAAUUAUGUUCUGAGCUACUGCCAGAAAAUAUUGCCAAAAAUUUGACAAUGAAACAUAAAAAUGAAGAACAAAAUGUCAUAAAUGCCAUAAAAAAAGGAUUUGCAGCAACGGAGCAAUAUAUGAAAGAUGAACUUUUUAGAGAAGCACAGGAUUCUGGAAGUACAGCACUGAUUGCCGCUAAUAUUGGAGAUUCACCUGGUUUUAUUUCAUCAAGAAGAUUAUGUUCUCUUCAAAUUACAAAGGAACAUGAUGUACAUAAUAAAGCUGAAAUUUUACGAUUACGACAACAAACAAAAGAAAAAGAUGGUGUUGGUUUUUCUAUUUAUAGAUUAGCUCCUGGAAGAAGAGAAAAAUCUUGGGCAUGUAUUACAAAUCGCCUUAGAGCAUAUAAAAGAUUGCCAACACAAGUUUUACUAAGUUAUAUUAAACAACAUUUAAAUUCAGAAAAUCCUCUUAAAUCAGCUUGUGAUGAAUUGGUCAAACUAUGUGAUUUAGUCUCUCAAUCAGGAUAUUGUAUUGAUGAUAUGUCAAUUAUAGUAAUAGUAUUUUUAAAUGGCAAAACAUUAAAAAAAUGGUGUAUUGAUGCAUCUAAACGAGCUGAAAAUCCUGAAGAAUGGUUAAAGAAUGAACGAAAUGAUGAUGAUGAAAUUUCUGAUAUUUCAGAAGAAGAUUUAGGUGAAGAUGGCUCUCCGGAAAAUAAUAUUGACUUUGAUAUUUAUGAUACUUCAAAUCAGUAUUCUGCUGAAGAAGCUGAAGAAUUUGAUGAUUUGACUGUUCCCGAUACUUAA
Molecule: messenger RNA, 1032 nt
Organism: Dentiscutata heterogama
Lineage: Eukaryota; Fungi; Glomeromycota; Glomeromycetes; Diversisporales; Gigasporaceae
Source: the annotation of a GenBank genome assembly